GGUUGAUCAGCAACAUGAAAGACUCUUAAGUAAGUACCUAGGUAGACAGAAGAGGCAGUAAGAAAUGGCACUGUCCAGGUACUUGGGGAUCAUCGCGCACGACUCGCCGGCGCUGCCAUUGGCCAGCGACAGACAGGCGCGCCCACUGUGGCCCCCCUGCCGGUGCCCACCCUCGCUCUGUUCGGCUCUGCACUAAAGAAGAGUCUGUCGUAGUCUGUCCAGAGUCUCUCCAGAGUCUGCCAGAGGCCUGCCGUAGCAAGUGCCCGUCCGCUGCUGCCCACCCACUGCCCACCCGCUGCCCGUCCAGAAAAUUCGGGGGGCUUUUGCGUCUGCUGUGCCUGCCUUUCCCUAAAAAACCACCUCUUAUGUCACUUCUUCCCUCAUGACCUCAUCGCACCAAUCUCUCUCAGCACCCUUUCCAUCCUGACCACCACCACCGUCGACGCCUAUCGUCCACCACUGCCACUACCACAAUUGCCGCCCGCCGCACCUCCCGCUGCCGAUACGUCUUCACGACGUCCUUUUGCCACUGACUGCCAGAUCCGACAUAUUCGAGAGAGAGCCUUGUGUGUUUGUUGUGUUAGUGAAUUGUGCUAAGACGUCCUCGCUGCUGGCCGGUGCGAGACCAGAGGUGGUUUGCCUUUUCUUCUGCAGACUGCCUCCCUAAACCGUGCGUCAGACCGUUGUUACAUCAUAUUUCCUUUGCAAUACAUACACCCAUAUAACGACCGUCGUCAUCGUCGUCACCAUGGCACCAGCCGAACCCAAGCCGUCGGAUAACACAUCAUCGCCAGAUACAAACGGCGACAAGAAGACAUCUGAGGUCAAGGCCGAAACGAACGCGAACAACGAACCUGGCAGACCAUUGGCACCACCACCCAAACCCGGGGAAGGAGGUGAUUAUUUCUCGAGCCAGUUGAGUCUCGAGCCGAACCCCUUUGAACAAUCGUUCGGCACAGGUGGUACCGUAGAGACGCCCGGCGGAACUAAGUUGCCCAGCCUGGCUGCCUUAACGUCACCCUCGUCGUUGUUGCCUGGGAACGGGAACACGCCAUUCAACUGGGGAGGUGGUUCGCUUAGAACGGGACCGUUGAGCCCAGCAAUGCUUUCCGGCCCGGCCACCGAUUAUUUCGGUGAUACAUCGCACACGCUGCGCAGUGGAUUCACACCCAAUGAGAGCUCACUCCGGACGGGAUUGACACCUGGCGGUAGUGGCUCUAUGUUCCCAGCGCCGAGUCCUAACUCGCAGGCUCUCUACGCGCAGUUAGCAAACGGCGGCGGUGCGACGCCUAGUACGUUGGAUUUCCACCGGACCGCUCUGAGUGCUGCUGCUGCUAAGGCGGGUCAAAGCAAACCUCCCAACCCGCCCGCUGUCACAUCUCAACCGCAAGAAACCAACGGGGCACCCGCCAAGGCCGAGGCGAAACCUACAUCAGGUGCAUUUGAUCCUCACGACAACGAUGCUGCUAAUGGUCUGUUCAUGCUAGCCCAAGGCGCUCAGGGGAGGAACGGCCCGCCACAGACGCAAUAUCCAGUAGGUGGCAACCAGCCAGUGCACGCGCAUCCUCCACCAGCACCUACAAAUCAGCAGAGUACUUCACCCCAGAUGAACGGCAAUGGCGUGCACCCACAGCAGCCGAGUAAUCGCGGUGCUAGUGAAGCUAUCAGCAAUGCGUCAGAGGAGAGCGAGCCAGCUAAACCUAACACGAGAGCGAAGGGUAAGCGUGGAGGAGCUGCUACCAAUGGCCGUCGAAAGGCAGAAGAUGCACCCGCGAAAGCACCAGCCAACAAAAAGGUCAAGACAGCCCCGUCGACUCACAGCCAGGAGGAUGAAGCUACAUCAGAUGAAGAAGAAGAUGAUUCCAAAAUUGGCAACGAUGGCCAAGGUAAAUCCAAAAUGACAGACGAAGAGAAGCGUAAAAACUUCUUAGAGCGAAACAGAGUGGCGGCUUUGAAAUGUCGGCAACGUAAGAAGCAGUGGCUGGCCAACCUGCAAAACAAAGUAGAAAUGUUUAGCACCGAGAACGAUGCUCUCACAGCUCAAAUAUCGGCACUUAGGGAAGAAGUGGUCAAUCUAAAGACGCUGCUCCUUGCACACAAGGACUGCCCAGUUACACAGCAACAGGGUCUACACGCAGGCGCCUACAUGCAGCAAGCUAUGGAGUCUUACAACCCCCAAAUCAACCCAUAUGGCAUGGCAGCUCCUAUCCCUAACCAACCCGUCAUGGCAGGACAGGGAGUUCAGCGGCGCUUCUCAUAGGAUGAACGCACCGCGCCAGGCAAUGCUGCAGACGCUGCAGACGCUGCAGAUCAAUAACCCUUUCUAAAUCACGGUACACUUUGGGGGGAUGCAUGCAUAGGAAAAGGCCCUCACAACUUCCGGCGUGGAUUACGGGGGAAAGGGAGGGUUUCGCUUAUGGAAAUGUCGCGGGAUAGCGACUGAUAACGUUCAAAAAUCUUGUCGCGGCAUAAGGAAAUGUCGAUUGUGGCGAAGACAGCUACAGUUGGUCAUUGUUUGUCCUCAUGUCUGUACCAACAUUCCACUCAUGAGAACGACGAGGCGUUUCGGCUGCUGCACAUGGCACGUUUUAGCCAUUAAUACGAAGAGCAUCGGUAUACAAGGCCGCAGGCUGGUUGAGAAUGUUCUGUUUUUCUCGUUUUCUGACUGUACGUAAGUGACGGGCGGGUAUACACAUAAAAGCGGCGUUCGGGGAGUGAAUUCGGGGGGUUUGCCGUGCUUUCGUUGCUUUUUGCUCAUCUAGGCGUUUCGGAGGUCAUGGAAGAAUCUGUGCCAUGAGCGAUCUUAGUCUUCAUUGGCGAGACUGGCCACUCCAUCCAAGGGGCCAUUUAUAUAGGUAACAAAGCCGUGUACACGCUGGGCUGCCGAAUUAUCUUUACAUUUCUAAGCGCUUAGUAGUGUUUUACAAUACAAAACGUUUGAACAAA
Messenger RNA from Xylaria bambusicola, 2946 nucleotides. RefSeq names its product Aft1 HRA domain-containing protein. Bases 749 to 2260 code for a protein of 503 amino acids. Gene Ontology annotation, biological process: regulation of transcription by RNA polymerase II. The transcript has 3 exons. Gene Ontology annotation, molecular function: DNA-binding transcription factor activity, RNA polymerase II-specific; RNA polymerase II cis-regulatory region sequence-specific DNA binding. The record is from RefSeq and is a predicted model, not a curated record. Lineage: Eukaryota; Fungi; Ascomycota; Sordariomycetes; Xylariales; Xylariaceae.